AUGUUGGUGAGCCACAGAGGUCAGCAGUUGACAAAGACAAAGGAGGAGUACGACGACGACAAUGAAGGCACGAUCACCACGACUUCGUGCCGCGGAGGACAGGAGGUCAGUUACCGUCGUCGUCAUGGGCACGACGACCGCUGGUUCUGCGACGAGCGCGACGAGCAGGACCAGGACCACGAGACCGAGCGGGAGGUGGCCUUCGCCGAUGAGCUACCGCGCCGCGCGCGAGGCGACCUCCACCGGGCCACCGGCGGCAGCAGCGGCCUCGACUCGAAGAUAGGCGACCUCGACCGCCGCAUGAUCAGCCAAUCCACCGACGCAGCCGCAGCCGCAGCUGGAGACGAGAGCGGGGAGGAGAGGCGCCGCUCGCCCGUCUCGUCGUUCACGGCUGUGGUCGACAUCACCACUUCCACGUCUUCAUCGUCGUCGUCGUCGGCCGCUCGGCUUCCGCUUGUGGCUGAAAGAGAAGACGACGAGCAAGUGCACGCCGCGGCCCUGGAGCAGGACCAGUCUGAACAAGACGUGGAAGAAGACGAAGAGGAGGAGGAAGAAGAGAAUGAAGAGGAUGAUGAAGAGGCAGAGCUGGUCGAGGUCGACGAAGACGAAGCCGAGCGCGCAGAGGAGGUGGCCGAGGAGCUAGCCGCCUUCGACGCUGCGACCGAGCAUCUGCUUCACCUUCUCGACGAGCUCCGCGACGACAACGGCCGGUAUCGGUACAGGCGGGGUCAAGUGGUAGCCGUGGCGGGCGGGCGCAGCUCGACCGUUAUCGUUUCCUUCCCUGCCUCGCACGAGAUGGACCAGUCGGCCAAGCACCAGAGAGUGGUCCAGAAGAAGCCUGACGCAAGGGACAUCCCGCGAGCGCGACACAUCAUCUUGCGCUUUUGCGACUCACAACAAUCGGUGGAGGCUAAGAUCGUGUGCAAGGAACCGUGGGGCGUUCGCGUGGAGGUGCUCGAGGAGCGGCCCGAUCUCAGCCUGUCGAUUGGAACGCGCUACUGGGCUCGGUUCACCGGCACCGUAAGCCUCAUCACCAACAUUCCCGUCCUGGAGGCCAUGCAUCCAUGCUAG
Messenger RNA from Acanthamoeba castellanii str. Neff, 1071 nucleotides. RefSeq lists its product as uncharacterized. Bases 1 to 1071 code for a protein of 356 amino acids. The transcript is spliced from 5 exons. NCBI's taxonomy places the organism in Eukaryota, Discosea, Longamoebia, Acanthamoebidae. The record is from RefSeq and is a predicted model, not a curated record.